Messenger RNA from Amoebophrya sp. A25, 883 nucleotides. The record is from the annotation of a GenBank genome assembly. Lineage: Eukaryota; Dinophyceae; Syndiniales; Amoebophryaceae.
AUGUUCAAAGACCCAGGAGCACGAUUUCCAUAUAAUCCUACAACCACCAGUAUAUGGGGAGCUGAGGAGAUGCGACCUCCUUCAGGGGAACAACGGCAGAGAGAUCCUGUGCUUCGAUGGCGGCCACCGCCUCACACAUGGCGCGGAAAAUUGUGGCGGACUAUAGGCCUGAAAGACCGCCAAGAAGAGGGCAUACUUGUGCUUGCAAUCUUGUUACGGCUCCUGGUGUUGAGAGCUCUAGAUUCAUUCUCUUCGAGGAGUAUAAAAUAGUUGGCUGCAAUAACUGUAACUCUGCCAUAAUGCGUUGGGUCCUCGUCUUCAACCUCGAAAAUAGUUGUAUCUAAUAAGUUGUUCUUUGUCUUUCUUUUUUAUUUCCUUUAUAAUUGUUUUCAAGUUCAAAAAUGUGUGCAUUUGUUGAGGAUUUUCUUCUUCUGCUGGGGCGCUCUAACUUUGGUCGUUUUGGUUUCCGUUAUUGCGCUCGUCGCGACCCAGAGGUUUUUGGAUGAACAUCUCGAGAACAUGAGUGACGCUGAAAAGAAGGAGCUGCGGAAUAGCUUGUACUCCUCAGGGAUCAUGCAUCUAGGACAUUUGUAGCAUCUUGUUGGACGUGGACCUUGGAUGAGUUCGUGGACACCACGAGGACUAGUGUGUGUACUAGAAAAAUUGAAAUCUUCCACUUGUCAAGAAAUCCACCAACAUGCGAGCACUGCAAGUGUUGCCACCACUGUCCUCGGCACAAUCACAAUUGAUCGCUACCAGGCUUCGAGAUGAAAUAAAAUUGUCGUGGUCGUCAAGCGUAACGAUGUGUAUGCCAUAAUAAGUUUGUUGUGUUGGACACGGAGUUCGUGCUUUGCGGAAUACGUCGUGGCGCUGUUCUUCCAGC